Camellia sinensis is the source of this 1443-nucleotide messenger RNA. NCBI's taxonomy places the organism in Eukaryota, Viridiplantae, Streptophyta, Magnoliopsida, Ericales, Theaceae. The record is from RefSeq and is a predicted model, not a curated record.
AUGGAUCCCACCGGUGGUAUUUUGGAUGCAUCGAGGGCACCAUGUCUUACUUGGCAGGUGGAGAAAGGCUUUCUUUCCAGUUACGAAUCUAGUGGUGAGCCAGAAUCUGAUUCCAUUGAGUUUGUGGAGUCAAAAUUAGAUUCAAAAGAGCCGAAACGUUUGAAUGAGAAUACUGCAAAUUUUGUGUACUUUUCUGCGCCACUGAUUUAUUGUAUUAACCAAGAUUUUCAUAAUUUCAAUGAAAACAAAGAGGAAGAAAUUCCUCUUGCUUUGAAAAGCUUGAUUCAUCGAGAGGAGGAGAGGCAUGCUAAGUCUUGUAUUGAUGAAAGAAUUGCCAUUAAAUUGGGCAUUGAGAAGGAUCCACGCUUGGUCCAGAUCAGGAAGAAGCUAGACUAUGAGACCCGUUACACUCCCCUAGAGAAAGCUUCCCUGAUAUGGGCUACUAGGAAAUUGAGGCACUACCUGUUAGCUCACUCUAUAAUUCUAGUUUCGAUAUUAGAUCCCUUCAAAUAUCUCUUUGAGAAGUCAGUGCUUAUGGGUAGGGUCGUUCGUUGGUGGCUUCUCCUUUCUGAAUUUCAUCUUCAGUAUGUCACACGCAAAUCAGUUAAAAGGAGGGCUAUAGUGGAAUUCUUGGUGGACCACCCAGUAGAAGGAAAUGAAGUAGUGGAAUACCUGUUCAUAGAUGAAGACAUUCUGCAAGUGGAAGAGAAAACAUGGACGAUGUAUUUUGAUAGAGCGUCUAAUCAGUACAUUUAUGGAAUAUGGGCAAAUGCCAAAGAUAAAUGGGAAAUACGGCAUUUGGCUGUCCAAUUUAUCAUUUGUGGGGCUAAUCUGUAUAAAAGAGGUCGUCUGGGAAUGCAUAUGUUGUGUGUGGAAGAAGAAGAAUCGAAGUGUCUCAUGGAGGCCAUCCACGGAGGAGAGUGCAGACCACACAUGAAUGGUAUGAUGCUAGCCCGGAAGAUCGACAAACAUGACUAUUAUUGGUCAACUAUGGAGGAGGAUUGCAUUAGUUUGGUGCGGCGAUGUCAUAAAUGUUCGAUCCAUGCCAAUCGCAUGAACAUACCGCUAUCUAUGCUUUACAAUAUGACUUCACCAUGGACUUUGCCAGUAUGGGGAAUCGACGUUAUUAGUGCAGUCUCGCCAAACGGGUCAAAUGGACACGAGUUUAUCUUGGUGGCAAUUGACGAUUUUACAAAGUGGGUGGAAGGUCAGUCCUAUGCGGUGUUAAAAGCAUCGCAUGCAGCCAAGUUUAUCAAAAACAAUAUCAUCUGCCAGAAAGGGCUUCUGAACAAGGUCAUAUCAGAUAACAGCUCGCACUUCAAGAAUGAUGUGGUAGAUCUACACGAGAAAUAUAACGUGGCUUUUCACAAGUCAUUAACAUAUAGACCACAGAGCAACGAAGCUGUUCAGGCCGCUAAUAAGAAUGUUAAGAACAUCCUGUGA